This is a messenger RNA of Salvelinus namaycush (lake trout), 3895 nucleotides long. RefSeq names its product family with sequence similarity 171 member A1 (gene fam171a1). The transcript is spliced from 5 exons. Gene Ontology annotation, cellular component: plasma membrane. The coding region runs from base 1 to 1986 and encodes 661 amino acids. Gene Ontology annotation, biological process: stress fiber assembly; regulation of cell shape. The record is from RefSeq and is a predicted model, not a curated record. NCBI's taxonomy places the organism in Eukaryota, Metazoa, Chordata, Actinopteri, Salmoniformes, Salmonidae.
AUGGUAGAGGUGCUGCUUAGCAUCGCACGAGGGGCCUGGUUGAAGAGCAGUCUGGGCUAUGUCCAGAGGGAGGGAGACCAGCUCAGCCUAACCUACAUCGCCCCUCAGCUGGGAUACUGGGUGGCUGCCAUGUCCCCACUAGACACAGGUCCGGUGGUGGCAAAGGACAUCAGUACGUACCACACUGUCUUCCUAUUGGCCAUACUGGGAGGCAUGGCUGUCAUCCUCCUCUGCCUGCUCUGUCUACUACUGUACUACUGCAGGCGUGGUUGUGUGAAGCCUCGUCUGUCCCAGCGGAAGCUGACUCUGUCGUCUGGUCUGGAGGGCAGUAAGAGAGACCAGUCCACCUCCAUGUCCCACCUCAACCUCAUCAGCAGCGAGGUUCAUUUGGAGCUGGUCUCUACGACAGCAGAACCCGACAUGACCACGCCCAUGCUCAAACCCUCCUCCUACGAUCGCCAUGACCUGGUCUCCCAUGGCAACCACAGUCGCAUGUCGCUAGGAAACCACAGCCGAAGUCGUCAUGGUUCGUCGCUAGGCAACCUGACGCCGCGCAGCAGAGACUACCGUCAGUCUGUGGAGACGUUCCCGUUAAAGUCAGCCCUCUCCACCGGGACGGAUGCCGGCUACCGCCAAUCAUACACCUCCAUCUGCUCAUCCAUCAAUCAGCUCCCAGAUAGACUUUCCUCCUCAAAUCAGGUGCAGGCGUCAGCAAGUCAAUUGAGUGGUGUUGGGGAGGGCGGGACUAGUGUGCGUGAGGCUACCUCGCCCUGCUCCCCACCUGUCUCCCCUAUCAGAGGAGAGGGGUGUGAGCGCAGACCCCCAGACUACCUCCUGUCCCGGUCUGUGGACCACCUGGGCUCCCUGCCCCUCUCCCUCCCCAGGCAGCUGCUGUGCUGUGGGUCCGUGGACCUGCUGAGUGGAGGAGACGGUUACCCCAGGAGGAUCCGGCCCACACUGGUGAUCCCAGCCCACUACAUGCGCCUGCCGGGGGAGCACCCGCUGUGUGGCCAGGCCCUGUUCUUACAGACUGACCAGCAGAGUGACCUGGAGACCAUCCAGGCUGAGCUCAACGCCUCACACUCCCAGCAGCCCCUGGGGCAAACACACGCCGAUUAUGCUACCGCCUCAGCCAACCAGGGACAAGGAGAGGGGCAAGGGGAGUGGAGCAGCCUAUCAGAGUCCCUGUCUAUCCCGACAGCACUUGGGGAGGCAGGGAUUAUGCAAAUGAACGGCGAGGACACGCUAUUGGCCGAGAGGAAACUGAUGGAACUGCGGGGAGGGAAGCCCCUCACACACCCGCGCGCCUGGUUCGUCUCAUUGGACGGUCGGUCUAACGCCAUCAGACACUCUUACAUAGACUUGCAGCGGGCUGGGCAAGCCAAGGGGAAUCCAGGUGGAGGAGGUAGCCAUGGUAACAACAGUGGUGGUAGACAUGUCAACGGAAACGACGCAAGUCUGGACUCCGGGGUGGACCUGAAUGAGCCCAGAGCAGGGCGGAGGGGGAGGGAGGUAGAGAGGAAGGUAGGAGAGAGGGAAAGAGAGAAAGACAGAGAGAGGGGGAGGACAAAGAGCGGCCCUCCUGCCAUGGCCUACACCCAGCUGGUAUAUGUGGAUGACCUGGAGGGGGAGACUCCUGAGUGUAGCCCCCAGGACAGCCCUUUAGGUCCAGGGUUGCAGAACACACAGGAACAUCAACAAGUAGAGGAAGAGGAGGAGGACAGAGGAGAGGAAGACGAGGCGGAAGAGGAACACAGAGGAGAGGGGAUGAUACAGGAAAAGGCUCCUUCACCCCUCUCCUCCCCCUCCUCCUCCUCCUCCUCUCCACCCCCACUCACAGAGACGGAGGGUGUGGUCUUCAGGACUGACAAUGACCAGACGGCCCUAUUGUCUGUUGCCCCUGACGACCACGGAGAGGAGGAGAAGAAGAGCCCCUGGCAGAAGAGGGAGGAGCGCCCCCUACUGGCAGUCUUUAACCUCAAAUAACCUCUGACCCUUGAACUAUGACCUUACUUCCCCUCCCACCACCCCACCCCAGAGUGACAUGAAGAAGGAUUGGCCAGCUAUAGAUCCAGAUCAUUCAGGAAGUACAUCUGCACUGGGAGCUAAAUGGAACUUUCAGUGAAUGGAAACGAUUGGAACAGUUGGAACUCCAUACAUUCUAAUGUCUAAUCCUUCCUGUGUUUCAUCAUAGCCCCACACUACAUGGACAGGCCACUGACUAGACAUGCCAUAGAGACUUUGUCUGAGUGAUACAGAUGAACUCCUGAAGUAAAAACAAACUAAACAACGUCAGAGAACAUGUAAUGCACAACUGCUAUGCCUUUAGUAAAUUAGCUGUCAGCAAAAAUGGGCUGUAGAAUAAAGUAGAGACAGACAAUGAGUGUUUCAAUACUUAGCAGCAGCCUCCUUUCCUCAGUCUUAUCUGCUUCAGUCUACUGAUCUGAAAAGCAUUGGACAAGUAAAAGCAAUAUGGCGGAUGUCUACUGGCAGGUCUAGGUAGAAGGAGUAGUAGUGUUUUAAGAUCAGUAACUAGGACAGGAUUUACAUACAGCAGGAAAGGAAGCUACUCUAAUGUAUAAUGCUGCAGGUAGAUGUUGCCCAGAGGCACAGAUCUACGAUCAGUUUUUCCCCCACAAGUCUUAAUUUGGGCGGCAGGUAGCCUAGCGGUUAGAGCGGUGGGCCAGUAACGUAAAGAUCGCUGGUUCGAAUACCCAAGCCAAGAAGGUGAAAAAUCUGUCGAUGUGCCCUUGAGCAAGGCACUUAACCCUGAUUUGCUCCAUUUGCUCCGUACUACUAUGGCUGCAUCUAUCCAGUGUAUGUGACACUAAAACAUAUUUUGUUUAGUUAUUUUUUUAGGUUUCCAUUUUCCAACGUUUAGGGUACCUUAGAUUAGUGUGUGUGUAACUUCAGUUUCCCAUCCACACGACUGGUGAAUCAGAUAAUGGGAUACAGCCCCCUCUGUUGGUGACUGUUGAUAUUGCAGCACUCGACCAGUGAGGUUUAUUAUGAAGGUUUUUGUGUGUUGAACCACUGACUUCGGCAUACUUUGCUCUGAACGGCUGGCUAUGCAUCACUUUUAUACAGUUGCUUGAGAUGCCUUGUUUUGUAAUUUUAAGUACUCUGUGAUUUUAGUUGCCAAACUAUUUUACUCAAAUACGUUUAUGCUAUUUUCUACUCGGAUAUGUUUUAUCGUUUUUUUCCCUUACUGUAAGUACAGAGUUUUAAAACACACACACACCCAAGCCUUUUCUCUGAAACCAAACUGCAUCCUGAGGUUUGGAAACCACUAAUCGACUUCCUCGUUUUCCAAGUGCCUUUGAACAAGUUGACUCGUACACAUCAGUUGAUCAGUUCAGUUAGCUAUUUAUUUCUCCUCUCCCCUGUUGAGCUCUAACCCUCCACUACCUCAUCCCUCUCUCCUCUCCUCCCUCUGUCCCUGGCAGACAGCAUGCAGUAACCCCCUCUCUCCUCUCCUCAGUCACAAAGGGAGGAUGCUGUGUGGCCAUAGCUAGAUUGUUUAUUGACUUUUGCAUCUGCCUCUGUGUGCCAGUGUGUGGGCCCGUCUCUGUCUGUAGUCAUGUCUUUCUGCGCAAGCAUGUGCCUGAGUGUUCAUAUCUGUGCGUGCAGACAAUAUACUGCAGGUCGUGUGUGUGGGUGACAGCAUAUGACAUCUGAGGCAUUACAGUGUAUAUAGUUCUCUCCUCUACAUGUUGACAUGUGAGCUAGUGUUGUGAAUGACCCCUCAUCCUCUCUCUCUCUCUCUGUACUCCAUCACCAUAGUAACCACUCUGGGAGAGUACUGUAUGUUACUGUUCCAUCCAUUCUGAAUGUCUUAACUGGUUGCUUGUAUUAUAAUUUACGCUUAUUAUUCUGAAUAAAGAGACAAACUGGA